This is a messenger RNA of Oryza brachyantha (malo sina), 1310 nucleotides long. RefSeq names its product MOB kinase activator-like 1A. Gene Ontology annotation, molecular function: protein kinase activator activity. Lineage: Eukaryota; Viridiplantae; Streptophyta; Magnoliopsida; Poales; Poaceae. Gene Ontology annotation, cellular component: nucleus; cytoplasm. The transcript has 7 exons. The record is from RefSeq and is a predicted model, not a curated record. Bases 410 to 1060 code for a protein of 216 amino acids. Gene Ontology annotation, biological process: positive regulation of protein phosphorylation; signal transduction.
AGGUGGCAGCAGCCAGGCUGGCCAAAGCAGGAGUGGAGGUUGAGAUUAACCUCUCCUCCCUGAGACCCCGCCAUGCUCAUCUAAAAUAAACACCUCCUCCUCCUCCAUUACAACACCUUACACCUUCCUCUCCCUCUCCACCCAUCCAUCCAUGGCAACCAACAGCUAGAGCCAAAGAGAACAAUAACAAAAGCAAAGAACACAGCCAGUGCAAAAGGUGAGGAGGAGGCAGCUGGACCGAAUCAAAUCUCUCCACGCCGAUCCUCUCCUUCCUAAUUUUCUUUCUCUUGUAUCUUGAGGAGAGGAGCAGGGCUAUAUAUAGAGAGAGGAGAAAUCGAUCUCUGAUCCUAUCGAGAGCUGUGAAUUCUGUUUGUGCUGUGGUCAGGGGAGGGACAGGAGAGAAAAAAAGAUGAGUCUUUUCGGCCUUGGAAGCAAGAACCAGAAGACAUUUAGACCAAAGAAGAAUGCACCAUCCGGCAAUAAGGGUGUGCAGCUGAAAAAGCACAUUGAUGCAACCUUAGGAAGUGGGAAUUUGAGGGAUGCAGUUAGGUUGCCUCCUGGAGAGGAUCUCAAUGAAUGGCUAGCUGUCAAUACUGUUGAUUUCUUCAAUCAAGUGAACAUAUUAUACGGCACUCUGAUGGAGUUCUGCACACCUACUACAUGCCCAACAAUGUCAGCUGGACCUAAGUUUGAAUACAGAUGGGCAGAUGGAGUUCAGAUCAAGAAACCCAUCGAGGUCUCAGCACCGAAAUAUGUCGAGUAUUUGAUGGACUGGAUUGAGGUCCAGCUUGACGACGAAUCCAUUUUCCCUCAGAAACUUGGAACCCCUUUCCCCCAAAACUUUCGGGAAGUCGUGAAGACAAUAUUCAAGCGGCUUUUCCGCGUUUAUGCUCAUAUUUACCACUCACAUUUUCAGAAGAUUGUGAGCCUCAAGGAAGAAGCCCACCUUAACACCUGCUUCAAGCACUUCACAUUGUUCACCUGGGAGUUCAAAUUGAUCGACAAGGCUGAGCUCGCGCCACUUAUCGACCUAAUUGAGUCCAUUGUUUCAGUUUGCUGAGACGGCAUCAACAAGUGUGAAGACCUUUUUUUUUUUUCUUUGCUUUUCACUUAUUUUCCGGGUACAGCAAAGUGUGCAGAAAGAGUGAGUUCCUGGCUAAAAGAAAUGGCCAAAUAAGUCGUUUUUUUUUUCUUCUGAUCUCAUGUUCCUUUUUUCGUCUAUUCUCUAAACUUAAGAAUUGCUUGUCUCAUCAACGCUGGGAUAAACUCAAUGGGGGAAUAGAGGAGAUUGUUGUUGUUGUUCUCUGCUA